AUGGUCCAAGCAGGCGACCCCAUCCCCGAAGUCGAGCUCUUCGAGGGCCCCGAAACCAAAGUCAACCUCGCCAAAGAACUCGCCUCAGGCAAAGGCGUCAUCGUCGGUGUUCCUGCAGCGUUCAGCCCCUCCUGCUCCGCCCGCCACGUCCCCGAAUACAUCAACUCCAAGAAACUGAAAGAUGCCGGCAAAGUCUACGUCGUCUCCGUGAACGAUCCUUUCGUCAUGAAAGCCUGGGCCGAAGACCUCGACAAAGGAAGCAAAAGCGGCAUCCGCUUCCUCGCCGACCCCUCCGAAGAAUUCGGCUCCAAAUUGGACGUCCUCUUCCAAGGCCCCGCCGUGUUUGGCGACAAGAGGUACAAGAGACAUGCGAUUGUCACGGAGGAUGGGAAGGUCAAGUCGGUGCAUAUUGAGCCUGAUAACACGGGUGUGAAUGAGAGUGCCGCUGAGAAGGUCAUUGGUGCUUAG
Molecule: messenger RNA, 468 nt
Organism: Zasmidium cellare ATCC 36951
Lineage: Eukaryota; Fungi; Ascomycota; Dothideomycetes; Mycosphaerellales; Mycosphaerellaceae
Exons: 5
Coding region: 1-468 (155 amino acids)
Biological process (GO): cell redox homeostasis; hydrogen peroxide catabolic process; cellular response to oxidative stress
Cellular component (GO): mitochondrion; peroxisome; cytoplasm
Molecular function (GO): thioredoxin peroxidase activity
Source: RefSeq, a predicted model, not a curated record